Messenger RNA from Magallana angulata, 4161 nucleotides. Its product is annotated as structural maintenance of chromosomes protein 2-like. Gene Ontology annotation, cellular component: chromosome. Gene Ontology annotation, biological process: chromosome organization. The record is from RefSeq and is a predicted model, not a curated record. Gene Ontology annotation, molecular function: ATP hydrolysis activity; ATP binding; protein binding. NCBI's taxonomy places the organism in Eukaryota, Metazoa, Mollusca, Bivalvia, Ostreida, Ostreidae. The coding region runs from base 71 to 3922 and encodes 1283 amino acids. The transcript has 28 exons.
CAUGCGUACCGUUGCGCGCCAUAUUUAAGUAAACUUGUUAUUAUUUUGGUGAUGAUCGUAUUUGCCGACCAUGUUCAUCAAAUCAAUGGUCAUUGAUGGCUUUAAGUCAUAUGCACAAAGAACAGAAAUAAUUGGAUUCGACCCGCUCUUCAACGCCAUAACAGGUCUCAAUGGAAGUGGGAAAUCUAACAUUCUAGACUCCAUUUGUUUUCUUCUGGGAAUCACCAAUUUAUCUCAUGUGAGGGCAACAAAUCUACAGGAGCUUGUGUACAAGAAUGGCCAAGCUGGCAUCACAAAGGCUACUGUCAGCAUCACAUUUGACAAUGCUGACAAAAAACAAAGUCCCCUUGGUUAUGAACAGUACGAUGAGAUCACUAUCACACGCCAGGUUGUCAUUGGAGGAAGAAACAAGUAUUUGAUCAAUGGAAGUAAUGCCAACAACACAAGAGUCCAAGAUCUGUUCCGAUCUGUACAGCUCAAUGUUAACAACCCACAUUUUCUCAUCAUGCAGGGAAGAAUAACAAAAGUCCUUAACAUGAAACCACCAGAGAUCUUGUCAAUGAUUGAGGAAGCAGCUGGUACUCGUCUCUAUGAAAGUAAGAAGGAAGCUGCUCAAAGGACAAUUGAAAAGAAGGAUGCCAAACUCAGGGAAAUUGACAUGGUUUUAAAGGAAGAUAUUACACCUACACUAUCAAAGCUUAGGGAGGAAAGGUCCUCCUACUUGGAAUAUCAGAAGAUCAUUCGAGAACUUGAACACCUUAAUAAGUUGUACAUCGCCUACCAGUUUGUUUGUGCAGAGGAAAGAAAGAAGAAAAGUGCUGAAGAAUUACUUGAGAUGCAGGAAGUCAUAAAAAAACUGAAAGCGAGGAUGACAGAGAUUGAAGAAAAAGUUAAAGAACUUGAUGGAGUGAUAAAAGACUUAGAAAACAAGAGAGACCAGGAGUCAGGCAGUGUCAUGCAGAAGCUGGAGGCAGCUCUUGCUGACAAACAGAAAGUAGAAGCUGUGGCUCAGAGUGCCGUGGAUGUCAAAAAGGAGGGACUAAAGGCUGAGAACAAAAAGAAAAAGGAACUCACCAAAAAUAUCCAAGAUAAUAAGAAAGCUUUGGUCAGUAAAGAGAAAGAUAUGAGUAAAUUAGGUCAGGAGCUUGAGAAGCUCCAGGCUCAGAGUACAACAGACCAGGUCAACCACGACUCGGCCCAGAAACACUACCAGGCGGUCAGUGCCGGGCUGUCCAGUAACACAGAUGGAGAGGCAGCCUCCCUCAAUGACCAGCUCAUGACUGCUAAAAAUGAGAUCAGUGUAGCUGAAACGGAAACUAAGCAGGCACAAAUGAAACUGAAACAUGCACAGCAAGAGAUUAAGAAGAAACAGUCAGAUUUAAAGAAGACAGAACAAGGAUAUCAGAAAGACAAGAGUGCUUUUGAUGACAUACAGAAAAACAUGAAAGCUCUAGAGGCUGAGAUGAACAAGUUAGGUUUUGAAGAGGGAAGGGAUGAGGUGCUGGCUGCAGAAAGAAGGACCCUCUCACAGGAGGUUCACAAACUGCAGGAACAUCUGGAGACUCUUGAGGCCAGAUUUCCUCAACUUCAAUUUGACUACAAAGACCCUGAGAAAAAUUUUGAUAGAAGUAAAGUCCAUGGCCUUGUGUGUAAACUCAUAAAGAUCAAAGAUGUCAAAAUGGCAACAGCUUUGGAAGUUUCUGCUGGUGGAAAGCUGUACAAUGUGGUUGUGGACACAGAGGUGACAGGGAAGAAACUGAUCCAGAAGGGAGAGCUGAGGAGACGGUACACCAUCAUCCCCCUCAAUAAGAUCGCAGCCCGCAGUAUCGCCCCGGACGUUGUACGGAGAGCCGAGGACCUGGUCGGUAAGAAAAAUGUCAACACUGCCCUCUCUCUGAUUGGAUACGAGAAGGACCUGAAGGCCGCUAUGGAGUUCGUAUUUGGCUCAGUGUUUGUAUGCUCCGACAUGAACAGUGCCAAGAAGGUGACAUUCGACGAUAAGAUCAUGAAGAAGUCAGUGACUAUGGAGGGCGACUCCUUCGAUCCAGCAGGAACCUUGACAGGAGGUGCCAGAGCCCAUACUAACUCAAUCCUAGAGAAGCUUUCCGAGUUUACUGAGGUGGAGUCCAAGCUAAAAGAAAAACAAACUAAGCUACAUGAAGUGGAGAAGGAACUCAACUCACUCAAACAUGUAGCAGAGAAGUACACAACUUUCAAGCAGAAAUAUGAUCUGAAGGUCCAGGAAGCGGAACUUCUGAAAGCUCGCCUUGAACAAGGUUCCCACCAUCAACAGCUCGAGGACAUAGAGGCACUGAAACAGUCCAUAGAGGAACAGGAAGGAGUUUUGAAGAAAGCUGAAGAAACUCAGAAAAAGAUGUCUAAGAAAGCCAAAGACUUGGAGGACAAGAUAAAAAAUGCCAAGGCGGUGAGGGAGAAGGAGCUAAAGGAGGCGGAGGGAGAGGUGACCAAGAGUAAGAAAAAGAUGGAGGAGUCUGGUCGCAAGAUGAAGGAAAAAUACCAGGAAACAGAGAGUCUCAAGUUGGAGAUGGAGGAGCUACAGAAAGAGGUGGAGACGUACGAGGAGCAGAUAAAGACCGUGGAGGAGACAAUCGCUCAGUUUGAAGAGCAGAUCAAGGACCUUGCAGACAAAUCCCAGACAACAAAGACUGAGGUGAAGGAAGCACAGGAGGCCCUGAACAAACAGAAGGACCUGUUGAAGGCCUGUAACAAGGACAUCUCGCAGAGGAUCGGGGAACAGAAGGACUUACAGAAAGAGAACCACAGCUCUCAGCUCAAAAUCCAGGAACUGGAGCACAAAAUCUCCAAGUUCCAGAACGACUCCAAGUCAGCAGCCAGAGAGGUGGAAAGUCUUCUAAAGAACUAUGACUGGAUCAUCGAUGAAAAGAAAUAUUUUGGACACCUGAACACAGCAUAUGACUUUCAGGCAAAUGACCCUAAAGUAGCGGAGAAGAAGAUAGGGAAGCUACAGGAAUCUAAAGACAAACUGUCAAAGAGUGUCAACAUGAGGGCCAUGAACAUGCUGGGCAAGGCAGAGGAACAGUAUGCUGACUUGAUGAAGAAGAGGAAGAUUGUGCUAAAUGACAAAACGAAGAUUGCGGCGGUGAUCGAGGAGCUGGACCAGAAGAAGAACGAGGCACUGACCAAGGCCUGGGAACAGGUCAACAAGGACUUUAGUUCAAUAUUCUCCACUCUGCUGCCAGGAGCUAGGGCCAAGUUGUCUCCCCCUGAGGGUCAGUCUGCCCUAGACGGUCUGGAGGUCAGGGUCGGGUUUGGUGACGUGUGGAAGGAGUCACUCAGUGAACUCAGUGGGGGUCAGAGGUCGCUGAUUGCCCUGUCUUUGAUCCUGGCCAUGCUGUUGUUUAAGCCUGCCCCCCUUUACAUCCUGGAUGAGGUGGAUGCUGCCUUAGAUAUAUCACACACUCAGAACAUUGGACAGAUGAUCAAGUCUCACUUCAAACACUCACAGUUCAUUGUGGUUUCCCUGAAGGAUGACAAAAUUUGUGGAUGGUGUUUCCACGGUAACACGAUGAGGAUAGAAGAAAUAUGGCUGGUUUUGGCCUUGGUCCUUCUCGUCUCAGAGUGUGUAGAGAGCAGGAAAUACUAUGACUAUAAGCAAUACACAUUCAGGAAAAAACGAGAUGACCGGAAGUAUAAGAAUGCCAAGGCUCUGUGUGACACCAGACCAGAAUGUCUGGCCAAGUACGGCGCGGAGCAGAGUGCCUGUGUCAGGAAGUGUAUAUCAGAGUUCUGCUACAACGAACUGUACGCAGUGGACCCGCUGGAAGAUGGAGAGAUUGAUGUCAGAUUGAAUUCCUUUAAGGGCUGUCUCUCCCAAGACAAGAGUAACAAACACAACGAAAAACUGCCAGGGGAGAGUAAUCCGGACCUUGGCAUCGGAUGAGAUUACAUUAAACUAUUUCCAUGAAAGAGUAGUCCCUGUGUUGGAGAUUAUGUGAACUGAAUAAUUGUGUUUACUUUUUAAUUGUAAGGCUGGUCCAAAUUAUACUAUGCAUGUGUCAAAUAAGGAGUGGGCAAUAAUAUUUAUGUGUGGAAGUGAAUACAUGUACAGUGAUAACGGAUAGAUUUGAAUUGCUUUCACAACUCUGCAUAUUGAUGAAUAAACAAUUUUUUUAUGAAAAA